AUGGAAGCUCUCCUUCAGGCGGGGUCCUUUCUUAUGAAGGUGAAUACCUUACAGGGCAAGAAGAUGGUGGAGAGUGGGCUCCAGUCCGGGGACCUCUCCCUGUCUCAGUCAUGGCCCUCCUGCCUCCCUCUGCCCGCCGACUUGGAGAUCUUGCGGCAGAAAGUGGCCGCGGUGCAAAGGGAGCUGGAGGACUUCAAGAAGGAGGCUCUGCAGGCCAUCAGGUACCUGGAGGACGCCUUCUGCGAGAUGAACAGCGUCCUGGCACAGCAGGAGGAGCAGGCUGCGCGAGUGAAGCAGCGACUGAGGGAGGAGGAGGACCGUGGCAUCGUUCGCAACAAGGUGCUAACCUUCCUUCUGCCCCGGGAGAAGCAGCUUCGCGAGCAUUGCGAACGGCUGGAGAAGAUGCUGGUCAGGAGCCACGACCCGCUGCGAGUCAACAGGAAGAGCCAGGCCGACUGA
Molecule: messenger RNA, 459 nt
Organism: Arvicola amphibius (Eurasian water vole)
Lineage: Eukaryota; Metazoa; Chordata; Mammalia; Rodentia; Cricetidae
Gene: Ccdc182
Product: coiled-coil domain containing 182
Exons: 1
Coding region: 1-459 (152 amino acids)
Source: RefSeq, a predicted model, not a curated record